AUGAACCAGAUGAAUGCACAGCAGCUGGCGAUGUACCAGCAAAUGAUGCAACAGGCAGCACCUCCUGCUGGCGGAAUGCAGCAGAUGCGUCCACAAUUGAAUCAGCAGCAAAUGAUGAUGGUCUUGCAACAGCAACAGCAGGCGCAGGCACAGGCACAAGCGAUUCAACAGCAGCAGCAAGCUCAGCAUCAGGCCGCGAAUAUCCAAGCACAGCGCCAGCGGAUGAUGCUCCUCCAGCAACAGCAACAGCAACAACAGCAGCAGCAACAAGCCCAGGCUGCCUCACAGCAGCAAGCGCAAGCACUAGCACAGCAGAGACUCCAGGCAGCAAACCGUCUCGAUAGGCCGUCGUUGGUUGAGUCAAAUGACAGCUACGAGCAGAUAGACAGCUUUUCCCAUAGAGACCUUGCAAUUUCAAGAUUUAGAUUGAACCACGAUUUGCUCGCUGACGUCUUUUCUCCGUAUCAUAUCAAACAGUACACGCCCCCUGAACCACACUAUGGAAACGAAGACAUCCCACGCUUACAGGAAAAACUCGCUGAGCUCGAGAAGGAAACGUCCCAGAUUCCUGAGAAACACGACACACAGGUACGGGAUUGGCACAGCUCUUUCGAGAAGUUGCAAACUGCUUCAUCUUAA
This is a messenger RNA of Wallemia mellicola CBS 633.66, 639 nucleotides long. RefSeq lists its product as hypothetical. The record is from RefSeq and is a predicted model, not a curated record. NCBI's taxonomy places the organism in Eukaryota, Fungi, Basidiomycota, Wallemiomycetes, Wallemiales, Wallemiaceae. The transcript is spliced from 3 exons. The coding region runs from base 1 to 639 and encodes 212 amino acids.